AUGAUCACUGCUGCUUAUUUAUCAAAAUAUUUCAAACGAAUAACAAUCAUAGAAUCAGAUGAUGUAUUAAGUGAUACUUUCAACAAAUCCACACCAAAUGAAAUAUUAGAUUAUCGUUGUCGUCUUGAAAGUCCAACAUCAAUAGGACGUUCAGGUGUUAGUCAAAUCUAUCAAAUACAUUUACUUCCAGGCGAAGGAUUUAAAAUAUUUAACGAGUUGUUUCCUCAUUUGACAGAUAAAUUAAAAAAUGAAUAUAAUGUUCGUACAUAUGCAAUAAAGAGUGAAGUAAUGAUGAUUAUUAAUGGUAAUGUAUUAAAUCAAAACUUACCUGAAGAUAUGGAAUGGUUAGGUAUUGAUCGUUUUACAUUAGAAAUAGCUUUGAGAAAAGAAUUGUGUUUACAAUAUAGUAAUCAAAUUGAAUGGAUAUGCAAUGCAAGAGCAAUUCAAUUAAUUGUUGAUCGAUCAGCUAAUAUUGUUCAAGGUGUAAAAUAUCGAUUAAAACAACAUGUUAAUUCACAAUUAUUAGAUAUCUAUGGUGAUUUUAUUGUUGAUUGUUCUGGUCGUAAUACAUCAUCAAUCAAAUGGUUAAAAGAAAGUUUCAAUUUAAUUGUACCGACAGAACAAAUACAUUUUGGUUCUGGUUAUGUUUCAUUUAUAGGUGAAAGAUUUAAAACAGAACAUCCAUCAUUAGAUUCAAUAUCUAUAUUUUUAUGUAACGCUAAUUCACCAGAUAAUAAUACAGGAUGUUUUAUAGCUCCAAUACGUGUAAUAAAAACAAAUGAUGAAAAUUCUCUAGGAAACUUAUCAACGAUUACAGUUCAUUGUGUCAAUUCAGAAUUUCCACCAAAUGAUUCUUAUGAAAAUCUAUUAGAAUGGGCAAAAGAUCAUCUAAAUAGUGGAUUUAAUUCAAUAUUAAAAUCAACAAAAGUAUGUAGUCCAUUAGUUCCAUAUCGCCGAGCAAUCGAUGAUCGAAAAUAUGUCGAAUUAUUAGGCAAAAAAUGGCCUCACAAUUAUAUAUUAUUAGGUGAUGCAAUGUGUACAUUUAAUCCACAAUAUGGACAAGGUAUGACACAUGCAUUACGACAUGCAAGAGAAUUGGGGAGAAUAUUUAACGAACAUUGCCAUAAAUUAGAAGAUAUUUCUUAUAUUUUUAAUCGACGAGCUUCAGUCAUUACUGAAGAAUGUUGGCUUGCUUCAACAACAAAUGAUUGGAAAACACCAACAUUAAAAAUCAUAAAAACUGAUAAAAAUGGUGAAAUUCGAACUUAUCAACGAGGUAAUGAUUCUGAUACAACUCAUCAUCCUGAACCACAAGUGCCUUUGAUGAUCAAAUUUUUGCAAUGGUACAAUCAUUGGUUUCUUCUCUGUGCAGCUAAAUCAGGACAAUUAUCUACAGAUUUUGUACGUGUUAUCAAUCAACAUUGUAAUCCAUUCAUCUUGAUGAAACCAACUACGUUGAUACAAGUCUGCUAUAUGGCAUUGAGUCAUUACUUUCAUGUAUCGAAAAACUGA
Molecule: messenger RNA, 1512 nt
Organism: Rotaria sp. Silwood1
Lineage: Eukaryota; Metazoa; Rotifera; Eurotatoria; Philodinida; Philodinidae
Source: the annotation of a GenBank genome assembly